AGGCGCCGUCCCGGCCUUUUCCGCCUCGCUCCUCGCGCGCGCCGGGGGCUGCCGCCGAGCCUCUCCUCCUCGUGAGACCGCCCGCCCGCCCGCCCUCUUGGCCCGCCUGCCCCCCGCCUCCGCCAUGAUCAUCUACCGCGACUGCAUCAGCCAGGAUGAGAUGUUCUCGGAUAUCUACAAGAUUACAGAAGUGGCCAACGGGCUCUGCCUGGAAGUGGAAGGGAAGAUGGUCAGCAGAAAAGAAGGUGAAAUAGAUGAUGCUUUAAUUGGUGGAAAUGCAUCUGCUGAGGGUCCAGAAGAAGGGAUCGAGGCCACAGUUGUCACUGGUGUUGAUAUCGUCAUGAACCACCACCUUCAGGAAACAAGUUUCACUAAAGAUUCCUACAAGAAGUACAUCAAGGGUUACAUGAAAACAAUCAAAGCCAGACUUGAGGAAACAAAGCCAGAGAGAGUAAAGCUGUUCAUGACGGGGGCAGCUGAACAAGUCAAACAUAUCCUUGCAAACUUCAACAAUUACCAGUUUUUUGUAGGAGAGAAUAUGAAUCCAGACGGCACGGUGGGGCUGCUGGAUUUCCGUGAGGAUGGUGUCACUCCAUAUAUGAUUUUUUUUAAGGACGGAUUAGAGAUGGAGAAAUGUUAACAAGAGGUGAGCCCUUCAGGAUCGUCUGUCAUCAUCAUAAUUGGCUGCUGCUGUAUUCAUCAACAAACAUCAUGACUCAUCAAUGUCUGAAAACUUGGACUGAUGCCACCCUGAGCUUAAUUUGAUUUAUUUUGACCCUGAUUAAAUUGGAGUGGAGGCAUUGGCUUUUAAAAACUUGUCAUGUAGGCUGUCUAAAAUAAAACACACACACCUCGGUUACACCCAGCACAGGUAAUGCCUCUUGGUUUGAUGUGUUGAGCAGGGCUCUUCAGCGAGUUUGCCGUAGCUCGCGUGCAUUUGGAUCCUCGACCUCUCGGUAGCAUAGCCCGGCCCUAAUGCUUGUGUCAGACUGUCUUCACAUUCUGGGGACGCUGGAACGCAGAAGAUCAACCAGCCACAACUGAACUGCCUCUUAGAUCCCCGGCAAUGACUAAUGCAGAAGGCAACUUUCUUUUGGAAGCGGACUUGGCUUCUUGCCAAUCAGCAGGCCUGAUAACUAGCUGGCGGACAAAAUUGGAAGCCUGGCAAUUGUGCGGCUCUGUCUCAUGCUCCACGUUCCUAACCAGUUAAGGAGAGAGGAAUGUCUUCAGUCAAUCAGAAUAAAGCAGAUUAUGUGACUGUAAGGGAGAGCAAGUGGAAGGAGCACCCUUGGCAACCAAAGUGAGCGUAUUAGGCAAGAACUUGAGGCAUUGCCUACGUGCUGUAGUUCGGAAUAAUCAUAACUUAAAAUACAUAAGUAAUACUGGUUUAAUCACAGGA
This is a messenger RNA of Varanus komodoensis (Komodo dragon), 1399 nucleotides long. RefSeq names its product tumor protein, translationally-controlled 1 (gene TPT1). Gene Ontology annotation, cellular component: cytoplasm. The record is from RefSeq and is a predicted model, not a curated record. The transcript is spliced from 6 exons. NCBI's taxonomy places the organism in Eukaryota, Metazoa, Chordata, Lepidosauria, Squamata, Varanidae. Gene Ontology annotation, molecular function: calcium ion binding. The coding region runs from base 125 to 640 and encodes 171 amino acids.